AUGAGACAUAAAAUUAUACAUAAUAUUGUUGAUGGUAGGAAAGCCAACUUAUGGAUUUUUUGGAAUAACUCAAUAAAUGCCUCUAUAGUGAUUCAUUCUUCUAGACAAAGUAUUACAGUUGAAGUGGGGGGUGUCUUGGUAACUGGAGUUCAUGCUGAUGUCUUAUGUAUCAACAGAAGAGAUUUAUGGGCUGAAUUAGCUCCUUUCAGUACUUCAAACAAACCUUGGAUAAUUUUGGGUGAUUUUAAUACUAUUUCUAGUUUAGAUGAAAAAAAGGGUGGCAGAGUUCCUCUUAAUUCUUCUGUUGCAAAGUUUAAUGAAUGUAUUGAUAAUUGUGAACUUUUACAUGCUGCAAAAACUGGACUUCAGAUUUCUUGGUCAAAUGGUUUCUUACAAGUUUUAAUUGAUGCAUGGAUUUUCAUGUCCAAAUUAAAACACUUGAAAAGUAUUCUAAAAAAGUGGAAUUGGGAGAUAUUUGGAAAUGUUCAGGUUACUCUAAGUGAAGCUGAGAAGAAGGUUACUGAAACAAAUAUACUUUUUGAUGCAGAUCCUCAAAAUUUAGAACUUCUAAAUGACUAUGUCACCGCUAGGGGUGUAAGAGAUAUAGCAGCUCAGAAUUAUCAUACUAUGCUAUGUCAGAAAGCAAGGAUUAACUGGUUUCACACUUCCAUAAGGUUGAGACAAACUAGAAAUGCCAUUGCUGAGUUGGAGGAUGCUUCAGGUACUUUGAUAACUAAUAAAAAUGAGAUUGCUUCUAAUCUUAUCAGCUAUUUUUCAGACAAAUUCAAAGAGCAACCAGUAGAAAUUUCUGACACUAUAUUAAAUGCUACUCCCCAAGUUAUUAAUGAUGAUGAUAAUGCUCUAUUGGAAUGCAUCCCUUCUGGAGAGGAAAUUAAAAAUGCAGUCUUUGAAUUAAAUUAA
This is a messenger RNA of Papaver somniferum (opium poppy), 921 nucleotides long. RefSeq lists its product as uncharacterized. The transcript is spliced from 2 exons. Lineage: Eukaryota; Viridiplantae; Streptophyta; Magnoliopsida; Ranunculales; Papaveraceae. The record is from RefSeq and is a predicted model, not a curated record. Bases 1 to 921 code for a protein of 306 amino acids.